GCGACGACGAUCUCGCGAUGGCGCUGGAAACGAACGUCGAUGAGCGGCGAACGCUGAUCGAUCGCGAUCCGUCGCGUCCACGCCAGCGCGUGAGCGGCGACGCGGCGACGGAAUACUUUGAGGAAGGAUCACGCGAUGCUUCCGCGCGACGACGAUCUCGCGCCAUCGCCGCGUUCGCGCUCGCCGGCGCGCUCUUUGCCGCCGCGAGCUUGACGACGAGUGUCGUGGCGCGUCGCGGCGCGCUCGGUCGCGCACGGAAGCCGGUGUGGACGCCAAACCUGCCGCUGGAGCAAGUCAACACCCCAGCGCUGGCGUUCGCGGAGAUGGAUCAAGUGCGACUCGAGGGCGCGGCCCUGGAAGCGGCGAAGGCAGACUCGUACGAGAACUCGUUUCCUUCGUUUUCUUCCGAUCGCUAUUUCGCGGUCGGUGGCAACCGCACGCGUCGGAAGCUCGAGACGCCGAUAUACGUCAUCGCCGUCGAAGACUUGAAGUACGACGUGAAGCGCGCGGAGGGCGUGAAGCGCCAGUUCGUGAAAACGUUUGGUGAGAACGCAGGCAGCCAUGAGCACGAGGCGCGUGAUCAAGCAGAUAAGCUGGUGCAGAUUCAGUACGGUACGAACGCUAACGCGUGGCCGAAAACGUUUGAUCUCACGGAAGAGGCGUUGGAGGAACUCAAAGAGCUUCGCCCGAACGCGAACUUAGACAAGUGGUUCGGCGGGUUGUCUGCGGCCAAGUCCAACAAAGACGGUGUCGGCGUCUUGCCAAAGUUUUUAUACGGGGUUUCGCAUCACAUCAGUUGUUUGUUUUCGCACAUGCGCAUGUGGCGUUUGCAUUCAAAGUUCAAGAACAAGUGGACGGUGAUUUUUGAAAGCGACGCGCUUUGGGGUGGCAUACGCAUGAAGCCGUACGCGUUGCAAAGCGUGAUCGAUAACGCUCCGGCGAACGCGGACGUGAUUUUGCUCAAAGCUCGAGACGAACCGACUGGGCAGUUUGUGAAGCAAUGGCCCGUGGAGGAUGAAAUGGUGUACAUGUACUCCGCAAACCACAUCAAAGCUGGGUGCGGUUUGGCCGGGUACGUCAUCGGUCCAAAAUUUACCGAGAAAAUCAACAAUGAAAUCAUCCUACAAAACGGUGCCAACAUGGUCGACGCGUGGUUGCUUUUGCACAUUUGCGGUGACCGCGACACUUCAGUGAGUCCAAUCGGUGGAAGGAAGAAUAGAGUCAACUGCUAUAUGGCGCAGGGCGGUCCGCCGAAGGCGCCGCACAUCGUCGGCGGCUACCUUCCCGAGUGGUACGGCAAAGACAAGACGGCGCGCACCACCGACGAUUGGGCCAAGUGGCUCAAGGCUGAGAAAAAUCUCGGAGAGUAUGAAGCAGGACGUAUGGCUCGCGUCGAGGCGUGGCGCAAUGGCGCCGAGUUGCACAAAUUCGGCGCUCGCAACGACGAAAUUUAUCACCAAGCGCUCCGCAUCGCCGCCAGGCGGGACAGAGCGCGCGCCGCCGCCGCCGCCGACGCCGACGACGACGCCGACGACGCCGACGACGCCGAUCCCACCCGCUGAUCGCGCGCGCGCUCGCGCCGUACAUUACCCGUGUUGUAAUCGAACCGCCGCCUCGCGACU
Molecule: messenger RNA, 1622 nt
Organism: Ostreococcus lucimarinus CCE9901
Lineage: Eukaryota; Viridiplantae; Chlorophyta; Mamiellophyceae; Mamiellales; Bathycoccaceae
Exons: 1
Coding region: 18-1562 (514 amino acids)
Source: RefSeq, a predicted model, not a curated record